Lacerta agilis (Sand lizard) is the source of this 2038-nucleotide messenger RNA. RefSeq names its product JunB proto-oncogene, AP-1 transcription factor subunit (gene JUNB). The coding region runs from base 385 to 1350 and encodes 321 amino acids. Gene Ontology annotation, cellular component: transcription regulator complex. The transcript has a single exon. Gene Ontology annotation, biological process: regulation of cell population proliferation; regulation of transcription by RNA polymerase II; regulation of cell cycle. Gene Ontology annotation, molecular function: DNA-binding transcription factor activity, RNA polymerase II-specific; transcription factor binding; RNA polymerase II cis-regulatory region sequence-specific DNA binding. NCBI's taxonomy places the organism in Eukaryota, Metazoa, Chordata, Lepidosauria, Squamata, Lacertidae. The record is from RefSeq and is a predicted model, not a curated record.
GCGCACGCUGCAGCUGAGAUAACUCGCAACCUGCAAUCGCCAACGCGCGCCAGAGGCUCUCUCUCCCUUCGCCGGUACGGUACCUGCUCCUUUUUGCUUCUCGGGGAGGGCUCGAAGCCGGCGCGCCUUCUGGUGGGGGACAGACAACGCGUGAAUCAUCCCCGCUAGCAGAGCUUAGUCAGGGCGGGUGGUUGGAGAAGCCGCCGGAAAGACGAGCUCUCUUCCUUUCUUGUGUCUCUCCGAAAUCUGGAAGUGAAGCUCAGGGAGGGAGGCGGAAGGAAGCGCCCUGCUGCCCUCGUUUCGGGGAGCAAGAGACUCGACCCGCGCCCCCUAGGCAGAGGCAGCUAGGGAGAAGGCUCGCAACCCCUUCCCAGCGCGCGGCUGAUGUGCACGAAGAUGGAGCAGCCUUUCUACCCUGACUCCUUUCUCUCCGGCUACGGGCAGGACUACAAGACGUUGAAGUCGGGCAUGGCUCUGAACCUGUCCGCAGAGCCCUUCCGCGGCCUGAAGUCCCAGCUCCCGCAUCACCUCCGCGCCCAAGAGGACGGCCCCGCCGGGUACUUCCCGGGCUCUCUGGCGCAGCAACAGGCAGACACCGGGAGCUCGUCGCUCAAACUAGCCGCCCCGGAGUUGGAGCGCCUGAUCGUCCAGAACAGCAACGGGGUGAUCACCACCACCCCGACGCCGCCGGGCCAGUACUACUACCCGCGCGGGGCCACCGAGGAGCAGGAAGGCUUCGCCGACGGCUUCGUCAAGGCGCUGGACGACCUGCACAAGAUGAACCACAUGCCGCCGCCCAAUGUCUCCAUCGGAGCGGUGGCGGCGGCAGCAGCGGCGGCGGCGGCGGCGGCCUCGUCGGCCAGCAGCGGCUACGCGGCCUCCCUCCCGCAGGAGCCGCCUCCCGUCUACACCAACCUGACCAGCUACAACCCCUCGGCCACGCUGAGCACCACGUCCAGCUACCCCAGCGCCAACCUCAGCUACAUGCCGCAGCCGCACGGCCUGGCCUUGCCGCACCCUUCGCGAGGCUUCAAAGAGGAGCCCCAGACGGUGCCGGAUAUGCAGAGCCCGCCAGUGUCUCCCAUCAACAUGGAAGAUCAGGAGCGCAUCAAGGUGGAGCGGAAGCGGCUGCGCAACCGCCUGGCCGCCACCAAGUGCAGGAAGAGGAAGCUGGAGCGCAUCGCUCGGCUGGAGGACAAGGUGAAGACCUUGAAGAGCGAGAACGCGGGACUGUCCAACACGGCCAGCGCGCUGCGGGACCAGGUAGCGCAGCUCAAGCAGAAAGUCAUGAACCACGUGAACAACGGCUGCCAGCUCCUCUUGACGGCGAAGAUGCAACAGUCCUUCUGAUGGGCGGCAGGGGUAGGGGAUGACCAAGCCGAUCCCUGCCGUCUCAAAGACCUUUUUGGGGGGUGGGGUGGGGAGAAGAGAAAGUGGACUUGUAAUGCAAAAGUUUACACGGAACCGGACUGACGAGCCCAGUUCCCAACUCUUCUGUUCCUGAAGUCCUGUUUUCCAAGUUGUUAUGUCUGUGACUCUCAGUCUGGUGGAUCCAGAACUCCGGUCUGUGCCGAGUGUGUGUAAGAGCUUUUUUAAAAAAUAUCUGUAUGUGAGAGUGAUUUUGUGCGUGAGUGUAUUUAAAACAAAAAACAAAAGCCUAUUUUUCCACCCCUUCUGCUGCGUCGCUGGCUGGUGCAGUGGAACUGGAGGUACUCUGGACAGAGCCAGAAACUGGCCUUCUGAUCUCUUCCUUGUGCCAGUAGAAAAAGGAGAUGAUCGCUUAAUUUAUAAUUGAAACAAAAGGGACCAGAACAGAGGAUGGCAGGGAAGGGAUGAAACCUCAGCACCUCUCUUCCUCCCAGGAUGCCACUGUACGGACAAAAGGGGUCACUGGGGGAAAGGGGAGGGAGAGGAUUGUUUACUACUUGUGCUCUUAAUUUCUUUUGAGUCCUCAAAUUCAGUUUUUUUUUCCUUCAAAAGAUUGUAUUUGUGUUUUUGACUUUUUAUUGAAGCUAUUUAAGUAAACAUGUUCUAACUA